GGCUGUGAAGGGGGAAGGGAGCGGCAUCCUGAUGGGAGUAGCUGAAGCUGGCGGUACUGCCCGAGCUGGGCCUGCACAGAUUAACUUUGACUUGGAUAGCAGUACUAGCUUCGUGGAUUCCUGAACUACCUGUAUUUAAGAAUAAGUGGUACAGAUUUCUAGAUGAAUGCCAUAAUGGAAACCCCUGAGCUGCCCGCAGUAUUUGAUGGGGUGAAGUUGGCUGCUGUAGCUGCUGUUCUCUACAUCAUUGUUCGCUGCCUCAACCUGAAGAGCCCAACUGCCCCUCCAGACAUUCUUUACCAAGACACUCCUUUGUCUCGCUUCCUACUCAAGUCCUGUCCUCUUCUGACCAAAGAGUACAUUCCACCUCUCAUCUGGGGGAAAAGUGGGCACAUCCAAACUGCCCUUUAUGGAAAGAUGGGGAGAGUAAGCUCGCCACAUCCAUAUGGGCUUCGCAAGUACCUCACGAUGCCAGAUGGUGCAACAGCAACUUUUGACCUCUUCGAACCUCUGGCUGAGCACUGCAUUGGAGAAGAUAUCACAAUGGUAAUUUGCCCUGGAAUAGCUAAUCAUAGUGAGAAGCAGUACAUCCGAACUUUUGUCGACUACGCCCAGAAGAAUGGCUAUCGAUGCGCGGUGCUAAAUCACCUUGGGGCCCUGCCAAACAUUGAGCUGACUUCCCCACGUAUGUUCACUUACGGUUGCACAUGGGAAUUCGGAGCCAUGGUAAACUACAUCAAGAAAACCUAUCCCCAGACCCAGCUGGUUGUGGUGGGCUUCAGCCUGGGUGGAAAUAUAGUCUGCAAAUACCUAGGGGAGAACCAGGCGAACCAGGAGAGUGUGUUGUGCUGUGUCAGCGUGUGUCAAGGGUACAGUGCCCUGCGGGCACAAGAAACCUUCAUGCAGUGGGAUCAAUGUAGGAGAUUUUACAACUUCCUCAUGGCAGACAACAUGAAGAAAAUCAUCUUAUCUCAUAGACAUUCCUUGUUCGCUGACAGCCCUAAGAGACCCCAAGCUUUAGGGGAUACAGACCUGAACAGACUUCACACCGCAACAUCCCUCAUGCAGAUAGAUGACAAUAUCAUGAGGAAAUUCCAUGGCUACCGCUCCUUAAAGGAAUAUUACGAGGAGGAGAGUUGCUUGCGUUUCUUGUAUAGGAUCUACGUUCCCCUCUUGCUGGUUAAUGCUGCUGAUGACCCUCUAGUGCAUGAUAGUCUGUUAUCAAUUCCAAGAACACUUGCAGAGAAGCGGGAAAAUGUCAUGUUCGUUCUGCCACUACAUGGAGGUCACCUGGGCUUCUUCGAAGGUGCAGUACUCUUUCCUGAGCCCCUCACGUGGAUGGAUAAGCUUGUGGUGCAGUAUGCCAGUGCCAUAUGCCAGUGGGAGCGGAAUAAAUCUCAAUGUUCUGAUACAGAACAGUCGUCAUCUGGCCAAGAGUAAAUGCUCCCAAAGACCUUCAGGUUGUUUCAUCGUAUCUCCCCCACCCCCAUCUUCUGGGACUCUUCUUCCCCCUGCUUUUCCAGGCCUGUCAUCUUGACGUCUUGAAGUUGGGUGUGUCCACAGUGUUCCAUGACAAAGCAGAGGUACAACAGAGGGGGGCAGUGUCUGGUUUGGAGUAUGUCUGAAUGUUGCAGUCCUCUUUUCUGUGCAUUUAAAGAACUGAUCCACUGUAUUGAUGAGUUGCUGUCUGUAACUUGCUUUGGAGGUUCAGAAACCUGUGCAUCCUUCUAAAGUAGGAUGAAGGUCCAGCAGUCCUGAACGUCAGUCCUCACCUUCACCAAUCAAAAACUCUCUUCCGGAUUUUUGCAGAAUUACAUCUAGCUGUUAGUGAAGUGGAUUUUAGGAGUUUACCUUUUCUUCGUGUUUGCAUUUUUCUCUCCCCUUCUGUCUCCUCCCCCACACCAACAUCUGUAAAAGAAACCAGCAGUUCACUUUACAGGUCAUCGGUCUAUAAAGCAAGGAGAAGAUGUGGGGACUGAAGUUUCCAGAAAUCAAUCCUUUUUCAUCCAUUUUGUUGAAGCGAUUCUGAUGUUUUUUUUUACAUGGUAUCAGCACUUUCAGUUACUGCAGAAUUCUGCUUUUGUUUGGAACUUCAUGGUCAAUCAAUACAAUAGAUUGCCUGCUUGGUUAACACUUCUUGAGACUAAAAUGGUAGCCUUGUGAUACUUACCUUUUCUAAUGUGAGGACUUCUAUUUUCACACAGGGUUGUUUGUGUGCUCUUAACCAGGCCUUUUAAUUCUGUCUUGAGUGGAAGCUAGUUACUGUCAGACUGUGGGUAGUUCAUUUUCCCCCCUUCAGAAUAUUUCAUAGUGAAUCAAUAUAUAUCCUCGUAGGAACGGGG
Gekko japonicus is the source of this 2342-nucleotide messenger RNA. RefSeq names its product abhydrolase domain containing 2 (gene ABHD2). Gene Ontology annotation, cellular component: sperm flagellum; sperm plasma membrane. The transcript is spliced from 11 exons. Gene Ontology annotation, molecular function: acetylesterase activity; monoacylglycerol lipase activity. The record is from RefSeq and is a predicted model, not a curated record. Lineage: Eukaryota; Metazoa; Chordata; Lepidosauria; Squamata; Gekkonidae. Gene Ontology annotation, biological process: medium-chain fatty acid catabolic process; acylglycerol catabolic process; medium-chain fatty acid biosynthetic process. The coding region runs from base 163 to 1440 and encodes 425 amino acids.